UCAACAGAAAGUAACGUGACCUUACAGAAAAAGCGCACACUAACAAUAAAAACCGCCCGAUCCCUGAUUAAACAACUGAAUUCGACCGAAUUAAAAAUUUUAAUUCUGUUAUAUUCUGUCGAAUUCUGCAAAACAGAAUUCAACUGAAUUGAAAAUUUGAAUUUGAAUUAAACAGAAUAAAACCGAUUUAAAAAUUUCAAAUUCGUUUUAAUUCAGUUUGGUUCGGAUUCAGAACCAGAAAUUGGAGAAUUACUUUUGAAUUAAUCAGAAUUAAAUCGAAUAGAAUUAUUUAAAUUCGUUUUAAUUUGGACAAAUUCUGGUUUUCCUGCCGAAUUAGGCAGAAUUCAUUUUUAAGUUAGGUACCGAAUUAACAGAAUUUAUCUGAAUUAAAUAGAAUUAAAAAUUUAAUUCGAUCGAAUUCAGUUGUUUAAUCAGAGAUGUUAAUAAUUUUAAAUAAAUAGACAUAUUUAUUUUUAAAUAGUUUAUCUCUGAAAAUAUAUUGAUAAACAACAAAUGACGAAUAUUAUAUCUUAGUCAAGUUGAUCGCAAUUCACAAAAAUUAACUUUUUGGUGACCAAAUUUGGCUAUUGGGAAUUAUAGUAAAUUAUGAAGACGUGGGAAGAAGCCGAGAACAGAGUAAGAAAUUCAGAAAAUAUUUUUUUCCAUUCUUAGAUGAUUAGUAAUUAUAUAGACGAAUUUCAAAAUAGCCCAAAUUGUGGAAAAUCGCCUAAUAAAAAUUCUAGUUCAAGGCACGUCUGAAAUUCGCCCAAAUUGCGGUAAUACGCCCAAUCUGGCAACCCUGCAGUUAGCUCCCUGACGGCCCAAACUACUGAAAUUUACUGUAAAUUACGAUAGUUACCGUGUAAAUGCGGUUACUUCACGCAGUAUUUUGCGGUAAAUAUAAUUUACAGUUAAUUUUCGUAAGCCCAAACUUAGAAGCUAAAACGUAUAAAUUGGAGACGAAAUAUUGAGUCCGUUUGAUUGACUUUCGUUAAAUCGUGAUAAAAAUGAAAUAUAUGUAUCUCAUUAAUAAUCAUGUAUUUUUUAUGCUGUUGACUUUAGUAUCGUGCAACAUGCAAUUGCAAGUUUAUUUCUAUUCAGUAUCUUAUCUGACAAUUAGAUUAAACGUUUCAAAUAUUUAUAAUCAUAAAUAUUUAUGUUACUGUUAUAAACUAUCUUUGCAGUCUUGGCUUUCGCCAGGCAUUGAAUUGCAGAUUUUUACUUUAAGGAGUUAAUUGCUCAUUAAAAAAAGUUUGAAUAAUAGUUUUUAAAAAUGAAGGAAAAAGUAAAAUCAUCAAAAAUAUUUUAUAUUAAUGAUUUCCAUAAUAUAAAAAAACUGGAUCAUUCUAAACAACUUCCAAAAAUAAAUGUGAUAGGCAUGAGUACAAUUCAAGCUAAAACGCUGUCUCAAAAAUAUUUUAUAGAUUUUGCAAGUUCGUCGAGUAUUCAUGGCUUUAAUCAUAUGACAGCACCUCGACGGCAUCUUGUUGAAAGAUUUCUGGCUGCGUUUUUCGUUAUUGGAGCUUUUGUAAGCUUGGUAUUCUUAUCGUUAACUUUUUGGCAACGCUACCAAGAUUAUUCUACCGUUAUCGUACUAGAUCAUGAAUAUCGACGAUUUACAAUCACUAAACCAGCUAUAAUAGUUUGUCCGAUCGUUCCCAUAAAUGAUGAAAAAUUUCCAGAAGUUUUUAAAAAAUACGGUUUAAAAGACACUGACGACAAUCGGUACUUUUUCCAUUUUAUUUCUAAUGCAACGUAUUUGACUUUCAAUGAAACGCCAAAAUUUACGAAUGCUGAUCCUACAAAGUGGUUAUCAAUUUUAAAUGAUCUCAAACCCUCUGUUAGCUAUUUCAGUUCCAACGGAUAUCAGCCUACAUGGAUUAUCACUGAACGAGGUUUUUGUUUGGCAUUUAACAAUCACGCAAGUUUAUACUCUACUAUAGAAUAUUGGAAAAGUGAUAACUGGACGAUUGAACCUGUAUCUGAUGUUCCAUUUUAUAAUUAUCAAAAUCGAGAAGUACAUGACACCGUAAAAAUGAUAUCACACGACGUUAUGUUCAGCAUUUCCCACCCUGGUGAUAUGGUAACUUUUAAUAAUAAAUUUUACCAGUGUAUGCGACUAACUAUGUCACAAUUAUCGCUCUUCGUCAGUGAGAUAAGUAGUUCCGAACAAGUGAGAGAACUAUCCUUAACUCAACGAAAAUGCAUGUUUUCUUAUGAAGGUAGACUAAAAAUGUGGCCGAUUUACACUAAAUCAAUGUGUUCUCUUGAAUGCAGAUUCAAUAAGAUAUUAAAAAUUUGCAAUUGUUAUCCACAUUUUGCUAGACCUAUCCGCGGGAUACCAAUAUGUAAUUUUGAGCAGCUGCAAUGUAUUGGUAAUAAUGUAGAUAAAAUUGUUUUAUUAAAUGAAAUCGACUUGAAGGAAUGUGGCUGCUAUGGAGAUUGUGACACAACACAGUAUGUUGCAGAAUCAUUCUCAACGAUCGAACUAAAAAAAGGAUCACCAUUCGAAGCAGUAAUAACAGCUCCAAUUAUCUUUCCUACAGAUAAAUAUAAACGCGAACAACUAUUUGGGUUUAAUGAUUUCUUAGCUUCCGUUGGAGGAGCUGCAGGACUAUUUUUAGGAGCGAGCGUCAUAUCCUUCGUGGAAAUUUUAUACUUCGCGACUUUACGUUUAUGUUGGUAUAAAAAAAAAUUCAAUGGAAAGAAUAAAAAAUAAACCGCUUAGAUGGUUGUAUAAAAUGAAAUUAGUCAAUCGUUCAAAAAAUAGUUUUUAUUAUUUCUGAUAUAUUGUAAUUAUUAACAAAA
Microplitis mediator is the source of this 2808-nucleotide messenger RNA. Its product is annotated as pickpocket protein 11-like. The transcript has 8 exons. Gene Ontology annotation, molecular function: ligand-gated sodium channel activity. The record is from RefSeq and is a predicted model, not a curated record. Gene Ontology annotation, cellular component: membrane. Lineage: Eukaryota; Metazoa; Arthropoda; Insecta; Hymenoptera; Braconidae. Gene Ontology annotation, biological process: sodium ion transmembrane transport. The coding region runs from base 1274 to 2719 and encodes 481 amino acids.